Messenger RNA from Entrophospora sp. SA101, 777 nucleotides. NCBI's taxonomy places the organism in Eukaryota, Fungi, Glomeromycota, Glomeromycetes, Entrophosporales, Entrophosporaceae. The record is from the annotation of a GenBank genome assembly.
AUGCCUAAUGAUAUCAUUAAAUUUAAUCCAUGUGAGUCAGAACUUUUGUUACCACUAAGUUUUAAAAAUUAUCCUGAUGAUGAGGAUGUGGUUCUUCACGCAUUGGGAAUUUAUCAAGACCCAGCUGAUAGUAAUAAUUUAUACAUGUUUCUGAUUAAUCAUAAACGAUCAGGAAGCGUGGUUGAAAUUUUUAAUCAUAAAAUUGGGUCACAAGAAUUACAAUAUUUGGAAACCAUCAAAGAUGAUUUGAUUCUUUUUGCACGUCGUCCAUGGUCAAGUGUUGUGUUUUAUUCUGGGGUUAAUAAUAAAUCGGAAAUAGUUGCAGAUAAAAUAAGUUAUCCUAAUGGAAUAGAUGGUAAUUGGGACAAUUCACGUAUUUAUCUGGGAACUUCUGGAAGUGGUAAAUUGUUUAUAUAUGAACGAAAACAUGACAACAAACUCAAAUUAUUGGACACUGUUAAAACUGAUUCUACGGAUAAUGUUAGUGUUGAUGACAUUACUGGUGAAAUUUAUUUGGCUACAUUCCCAAAGCUUAUACCAGCCGCCAUCUUCAUAGAGGGUUAUUAUGACACACACGUACCAAGUGCAAUCGUAAAAAUUAGUAAUAAUACAAAUGAAGAUAAAUUCUACGGUGUAAAAUACUCUAAAGAAAUUGUGUAUCAAGAUGAUGGAAGCUUUCUUAAUUUCGUUACAGUUGCAGCUGUUGAUAGAAAAAGAAAUGUUAUGCUAUUAGGUUCUCUUAUUAGUAAAGGAAUUGUAAGAUGCGAAUUAGAGUAG